Messenger RNA from Schizophyllum commune H4-8, 1406 nucleotides. RefSeq lists its product as uncharacterized. The transcript has 10 exons. The record is from RefSeq and is a predicted model, not a curated record. Lineage: Eukaryota; Fungi; Basidiomycota; Agaricomycetes; Agaricales; Schizophyllaceae. The coding region runs from base 51 to 1103 and encodes 350 amino acids.
GCAGCGCUCGGUCGACAGCGUGCACGACAGUUGAGGGCACGCUAGGUUCUAUGUUGGCGACGAUCCGCGCCGUGUCAAUAUGGAUUGAAACGCUCCUCUAUGGCGUACAUGCCUGCCUCUUCUUUGAGUGCAUGUACCUUCUCAAGAAAAGAGGGACGUUGAAGACCAUGGCGGCGACGGUAUUCACGUACGCGAGUAUCGCAUUGUUCAUAGUCUCUACCAUACAUACUGGCUUGAACCUCGCUCGUUUCAUCAAGACUUUCGUCCUGCUGCAGGGUACGCAGGAGCAGACCACGUAUUGGACGAACUUCGCUUCGGGCGAAGUCCUCGCAUAUUAUGUCCUCACCGCGAUACAAACCUGGAUUGGUGAUCUUCUCAUAAUAUACCGCUGCUGGUUUGUAUAUAACAAGAACUACAUGAUCAUAAUUCUUCCCUUCGUUCUUGUCCUGUCAAGCUUUAUAAUCAGCAUACUCCUCUGGACGAACUCCGUUACGAACAUGAGCGCGUUGACUGCGCUCUCGAAUGCUAUAUUCCCCCUCAGUCUCUCGCAGAACGUACUCACGACGGGCGCCAUUCUCUACAAGAUUCUCAGACAACACCGUCGCAUGAACUCGCUAUCCGUCGACUCCGCUCACUCCUUCUCAAGCAUGCUCACCGUCGCCCGGUUGAUCAUUGAGAGCGCGGCCCUUUAUCUGGUGGCCAUGCUCCUGCUCGUUAUAUUCUACUUUACUGGAAACGACGCUGCCGAAGUCUUCCAAGCCUGCAUCACUCCGACCAUAGGCAUCAACUUCACCCUCCUCUCCCUCCGCCUCGCCACCAUCACCGACAGCGACGCCUGGGGCUCGCGCCCCACGCCCCACGCCGCCCACUCCCGCAGCACUGUCGCGAACGUCCGCUUCCGUACCAGCGACUGGCGGACGCAUGAGAGCGGCGACUGGCAGACGCCGGAUAGCUGGGACACCGACGGCCGCACGCGCGGCGGGGAGACGGAGCUGCAGGUCAAGACUAGCGGGCGGGAGUUGGCGGGCGGGCUUGAGUUUGCGCCCGCGCCGUCGACAGUGAAGGGGUCGAUGCUGCGCGAUCCGGCGUUGAGGAUCGAUUGAGGGGUAGAUGGUGGUGCUGCGCGCGCGGCGGCCCGGUCCCGCUGCACCGCGAUCUCAGUCUUGAGUGCUCUCCUCAAUAACGAGACGCGCCGAAGGAGGAUUUCGGAGGAGGGUUUUGGAGGAUGUAGUCUCGCAAUGUUCGACGCGGGUAUAUAUUGUACAUCAUCAUUCAGUUACGGACGGCGCUGCAAGGACUUCCUGCGGUAUCUAAUGUAGACUAGCUGUGUCAUUUGGGAUGUUUGCGCGCGUCUAUAUCAGUACCCUCGCGGGGUUGGGAAUCUGGUAUCCUAUGGCUUGUCAAAG